GGCGGCCCUGCCCCUUCAUCCUUCUCCUUCUCCUCUUCCCAUUCAUCCCUAUCGUCCAUCUCAUCGUCCUCCCUCCCGCCAGCACCUCCACCUCCGCCGCAAAUUAACAAAUUGCCUUCCUUCCAGGAGCAGAGGAAGUCCUACUACUUCAGCCGUGGCCUCAUCACCGACCCUCCGCCGGAUCCCACCGGAGAUCGUCUUCCCGGCGUCGCCGGAGCACACGCCGCCGCUCCGUCUCCUCCACCUCCGGCUGCAUCUGCCGCCCCGUCCCCUCCUCCGACGGCGAAGGCGACCGCGGCCUCACUCUCGACGACGGCUGAGAACGAACGUGAACACGCCGAGGAUGAGGAAUCGGAGGAGGUGGAGAGUGGGGGAGAGUCUGGUGGUGGUGAAGUCGUCGAGGUAUCCGGGGAGGGAUUUCAUGGAGUCGAUGGUGGAGAUGAUAGUGGAGAAUGA
Molecule: messenger RNA, 456 nt
Organism: Striga asiatica
Lineage: Eukaryota; Viridiplantae; Streptophyta; Magnoliopsida; Lamiales; Orobanchaceae
Source: the annotation of a GenBank genome assembly